GCACAUGAGUCAGCCUGUACCGUUCAGCAACGUGCUUUGUUUCGCUACAACAAUUUAGAAGCAUCUUUUGCACCUUUCGACUGGCUAAUCUAAUACCAAUUGUAGAAACUUCCACGAGGACCGUUUAAACUAAAUUAAUAUAGCAAGUAAAUAAUUUAAAAACCAGCGAAAAUGCCAGCCGACACCACAACCAAGCAAGUUCAGGAUUACAAAGACUCGCUAAUCAAGAAAGCCGAACAGCUUAUUAUUCAGGGCUUUCCAGAGAAAAUUGUCGAAUUAAAUGAACUUCUCGCCACGCCUAUGUUCAGUGAGCGCAACUUCGAUGAGGUGCAUCAAGACCUUAACAUUCCAACGCCAGAUCCUGUUUUAGUAAACAACCACGCCGACUCGGCUGGCGACGGUGGUGACGCGGACCAGCCGGCGGCAAAGCGACCACGUAUCGAUCACUUUGUGCCUGGCACCAAAGUUAUGUGCUUGCCUACCGGUUCGGUACCUUGUAAUGAACCACUCUGCGAGAUGAUCAAAAUCGUGAAACCCAUCAUACGCAAGCUUGUAGAAGAUUCCAACUUAUUAAAAAUGUGGAUCUCAUUUUUAAUACCAAAAAUCGAGGACGGCAACAACUUUGGUGUGUCCGUACAGGAAGAUACGCUUGCCGAAAUACAAGCAGUGGAAUCGGAAGCUGCUGCUUUCUUCGAUCAGAUUUCGCGCUAUUUUCUGUCGCGUGCCAAAGUCGUGUCGAAAGUGGCCAAAUAUCCACAUAUUGAAGAUUAUCGACGUGCUGUGGUGGAGUUAGAUGAGAAAGAGUACUUGAGCUUAUGGCUGGUUGUAUGUGAAGUGCGAAAUCGUUAUUCAUCUUUGCAUGACAUAGUCAUUAAGAAUUUAGAGAAACUGAAGAAGCCACGUUCAUCCAAUGCUGAUAGCUUAUACUAAUAAGAAGCAAACGAAAACAAGAUAAACCGUAUUACAACCACAACAAAAACAAAACACAAGCAUGGAGGCAUGCGUAAUAGUAAAAGAGUUGCGGUCAGGAUUGAAAGUGUGUCACUCUGCGGCAAUGGAUAAUAGAAAAUUCAACGAACUGCAACAAAUUAGAAGAAAGCAGUUUAGCAGAAAAACAAUUAAUCAGUGACACCACUUAAGAUACCUGGUGAACGUAACCCAAAACAACUCUAUAAACAGUUUAUAAUCUUAAUGCUUGAACUUAGUUAUGUAAAAUAUGAAAUGAGACGUUAAAAUAUUAGCAAAACCCGUAUAUUUUGAUUGUACUAUACAAUUUUUCCCCCCGUUUUUUUUUUUUGUGUAAAUUUUGCCGUCAUUUUGCAUAAACUAAAAAUAAGGUACGCGUACCGUACACACAGAAGAAAAGAUAUGAGUAAAUAAAAAAAAAUCGAAUUUUACCAAA
This is a messenger RNA of Anastrepha obliqua, 1402 nucleotides long. RefSeq names its product proteasome activator complex subunit 3 (gene REG). The transcript has 3 exons. Lineage: Eukaryota; Metazoa; Arthropoda; Insecta; Diptera; Tephritidae. The coding region runs from base 172 to 930 and encodes 252 amino acids. Gene Ontology annotation, molecular function: endopeptidase activator activity. Gene Ontology annotation, biological process: regulation of proteasomal protein catabolic process; positive regulation of endopeptidase activity; regulation of G1/S transition of mitotic cell cycle. The record is from RefSeq and is a predicted model, not a curated record. Gene Ontology annotation, cellular component: nucleoplasm; proteasome activator complex; cytoplasm.